UAACCGUGUUUUUCUGACCUGCGGCUGGCUUGACCGCGGUCAGAAAACGAAAGUAUAUUUGUAUCUUUCAGAAGUUGGCAGACAGACGACUCGAAGCGCGAGCUCACAAUCAAACAUUCAUUUACCGACAUUAUUUCCGAGGUCAUUUUUCUGUAAGGCUUUUCCUUAUUUUUAUAUUUUAGAUGGUGAUGAAAAAAUGACUGGCCAUCUCUUCAUUGGAGGCGCCUUUAGAGAGAAAUGCAACUUUACAGAUUACAUAAAUUUUAGGCUACACACUGAAGAUGGGAGACGUAAAUAAGUCAAAUACACGUUUGAAUGUGGUCCUUCUGGGAAAAACCAGGGCUGGGAUAAGUGCAUCAGGAAACACAAUCCUGGGACGACAAGCUUUUACAUCAAAGAAAAGCUCCAGCUCAGUCACUCGAGAUGUAGCUGUUCAGUCUGGAUCAGUUGGUGACAUUGAAGUCACUGUUUAUGACACACCAGGAUUAUUUAACACAGAUAUGAGUGAAGAUGAGAUUCAGAAGAAAUAUAAAGAGGUUCUUCAGAGAUGUGAAUCAGGUCCCUGUAUGUUUCUGCUGGUGAUCAAAGCUGACAAAUUCACUGGGAAAGAGAGGAAAACUGUGGAGAAGAUUGAGAAGCUGCUGGGAGAAGAGCGCCUGAAGAAAACCUGGAUUCUCUUCACCAGAGGAGACGAACUGGAUGAAGAAAACAUGACUAUACAAGAAUUCCUUGAUGACACUGAAGAACUGAAGAACCUCAUUCAGAAAUAUGAUCAGAGAUGCCAUGUGUUCAACAACAAGAAGAGAGGACAUACAGAACAAGUUCAAAUGCUGUUUAUAAAAAUACUUAUGCCAUACUUUGAUUUACAGAGAGAAGACCUAGAGACAUUGAAGCAGAAUCCACUAACGAGGAAAAUACCUCAAGAGAUUGAACCAGACGCUCCUGCUGACAGUCUCCCAUCCAGACGGCUUGUUCUUCUGGGUAAAAGUGGAGUUGGGAAAAGUGCAGCUGGAAACACAAUCCUGGGACAGAGAGAGUUUAACUCUGUGAUGAGCAUGAGUUCAGUAACCAGUGAAUGUUCAAAGGAGCACGUCACUGUUUCAGGCAGAUCUGUGACUGUAGUGGAUACUCCUGGAUUCUUUGACACACAGAUGAAACCUGAAGAGUUAGCUGAGGAGAUAGCCAGAAGUGUUUAUAUAUCCAGUCCUGGACCUCAUGCUUUUCUCAUUGUGUUUCCUGUGAAUAUGAGAUUCACUGAACAGGAGCAGGUGAUUCCUCAGAUGAUUGAGAUGAUGUUUGGUGAGGGAGUGUUAAAAUACUCCUUCAUUCUCUUCACUCAUGGAGAUCUGCUGGAAGAUAAGUCAGUAGAGAAACUCAUUAAGCAGAACAGUACAUUAAGAGAUCUAGUUGAUCAGUGUGGAGACAGAUAUUACGUCUUCAACAAUAAAGAUUUGAAUAACAGAGAGCAGGUGAAUGAUCUCCUGCAGAAGAUUGACUCAAUGAUAGAGCAGAAUGGAGGAGAACACUACAGUAACCAGAUGUUUGAAGAUGCUCAGAGAUUCAGACGAGAGGAAGAAGAGCAGAGACAGAGAGAGGAAGAGCAGAGAAAACAACAAGAGGAGAAACAAAGACAAGAGGAGAUUGAGAGAGUGAAGAAAGAGACAGAGAAGAGACACAGAGCAGAGUAUAAAGCUAAGAGAUCUGAACGAGAAAGACGAAAGAAGCAGAGAGAGGAAGAGAAAGGGAAAAAAAAGGGCGGAUUUAUGCAGUUUUUUAAUAAGCAUCGGCGCUGUUUUUAUGUUGCAGCUGUUGUAGCUGGUAUUGCUGUUGGUGGAGUUGCUGGUGGAGUUCUAGCUAAAGCUUUUUUGGGGGGAGCUGUUCUUAAAAUGGCUGCUGUUGGAGCUGUUGUAGGUGGAGCUGUUGGUGGUGGAGCUGCAGCUCUUUUUUUUUAAACGGCCCGGCAAAGGAUGAACGACCUGUGUCAAACAGUGACAUGUAAAACUAGUCUUGCAUAUUUAGUUUACUAUUGUAAUAUUUUCACACUGUCACUUAACUCCUGCUGCUUGAGUAAGGAUCAUUAUGAAAAUAAUAUUAUCCACAGAAGAGGUGCAGAUUUUGCAAUAAAUAAAUAAAUAUAAAUAGACUGCAGCAACUGACAUUUUGUCAGAACCUCUGGUAAAUUACAUGCUAUUUGUUCAGCUGUCUGUUCAGAAUUUUGGGAGAAUUGUUAUUUAUAUUUGAAACAAACAAAAAUCGUGAUUCUCAAUCAUUUCAGAAGUGAGGGGGACAAACAUGUCAAAUAUAAUAACUUUUUUGUCUAAUUGACAGGUUUUAUUACGAUUAUUAUUAUUAUUUAUUAAUUAUUACCUCUUGCUUUUAAUUGGCUGAGAAAUCAAACACACUAUGACAAUAACCACUAUAUUUUUAAUAUUUUCCUUGUAUUUUCCUAAUGACAGUUUCCAUCCGGCUUUGAGUAGCCUAUAAAUGAAACAUACACUGCAUGAGAGUGUUUACGUCUCGUUCCUGACCGCAUCACUGUCUUUACUGGAUGUUUUUAGAGAAUAUUUGCAUUUAUUCACAUGCGAUUGGAUUAGUUACUCAUAUGCUGGACUGUCAUGAUUUGGCUAGUGCAGGACGCACAUCAGAGGGGGUGUAGAAGUGGCUAUACGCCGUAUACCUGCAUAUACCCUCCACUACACCACUGUGUAUAUAUAUAUAUUUUAUACACACAAUAUAUAAAAUUAUAUUUGCACUCUUAGCUAGCAAGUUGUCACAAACUCGAGUCCGAACCGAGCCCGAAGCUAUUCAUUAAACAUUAACCUGAACUCGACCGAGCAGCAAAGCUCUACUUCUGCUUUUGGAUCUGUAGGAGGAACUGGUUGACUUCCAAACUGCAUAACUUCUGUAGGGUUGUGGGCAUUGUGAGCCUAUCAAAGCGUCUAUAGGCAAUGAUAGAUCAGUUAAACUGUGCAGUGUGUGUGUUUAUUCUGUAUUUGUUUUCUAUAAAUGUUUUGGCUCAUGUGCUUGCAUAUUCUUCAUAUUCUGCUUGAAACUUGAACACAGGGUAAGGCUGCCGCCCUGCAGCUUUUAGAGGAAGCAGGGCAGACACAAAAAGGUAUUUAUAGAAAUAAUAAUCACAGACAUAAUAAACAGGAUAUAUAAGUGCACACAUUUUGGCAAAUGCCAAAAAGAAAGGGAAGCAGUGUUUACUGUAGCUUUAUCACUCUGUGUAACUGAACUGAUCUCAUUAAAGGCUCUCAUUAUUGCA
This is a messenger RNA of Onychostoma macrolepis, 3268 nucleotides long. RefSeq names its product GTPase IMAP family member 8-like. The transcript is spliced from 4 exons. NCBI's taxonomy places the organism in Eukaryota, Metazoa, Chordata, Actinopteri, Cypriniformes, Cyprinidae. The record is from RefSeq and is a predicted model, not a curated record. The coding region runs from base 282 to 1952 and encodes 556 amino acids. Gene Ontology annotation, molecular function: GTP binding.